GUAAAUUGAAAACAGUUGUCAACAUGAUCCAGUAACAGAAGCGCACCUUUCAUGCAUGGCCGUAACGAAGGCUUUCUGCCUUUCGUUUCUGCUGCAGUGCAGUGUAAACGUGAUGGCCAACGAUGAUGCACCAGAUGCUUACCUUUGUCAGGGGUGCUCUUGGUGAGGAGGCGACGACGUUUUGGGCUUAGACUAGAAAUUCCAGUGACGUGAAACGUCUGCUCAGGACGAGCAGCGAGGCAAUUCGGGCGAACGACGAGAUAGAGAGACAAACGUUUAUUUCCUCAGGAAGCAACUAAAGGAACUAUACCUAGUGUACUAGGCAAUUACUAGUACUACUACUCCGAGGACAACAAAAACCGAAAAUUAUCAUGGGUCAGACUUUUUCCCGUCUCGAACAGGCGUUGUUCGAAGAAAGCCCUCCCUUUGCGGAGACUCUGACUGCACUACGCGGCUCCGAAACAUGCGUCCACUACACAGACGACAGGCUGAAGAAUCUGAAGCUGAAGUUACGGCUCCAAGAAAUCCAUCUUUGCCAGUAUCUUGGGGCUGUUUCUUAAGGGAAAACGGGCACAAGGAUGCUCCAGCACAGGAUGAAUUUCUCCUCGCUCUAAUAUAGGCGCGCCUGAAGAAGCUCGAAGCUGGAGGUGGAUUACGAAGGGAUGAAAUAUUUGCUUUUUUAGAAUGCUCAGACACAGUUGGGAUAAUGAUAGAUUUCACUGCAGUUCUGCUUCUGUGUACAACUAAGGGAGGUUGUACAGCAAAGAGAUACCACCAAUAAACAUUGUUCGUCGGCUUGACGCACACCAGCUCUAAGGGUUGGAGGUACAAACAGCUUGGAUGGGAGCACGACAUUGCAGCCAUUGUUCGGAGCUGAGGCGCCGAACAUCAAUGCCGGUGCUGUCUCGUUGGAAUUAAGGCUGAGCGGCGAUGUCAAGCACUCGUAUUUACCAACAGCCAACUUCUACCCUGUGUUACAAAUACAUAGAAAUAUUGGAGACCAUGGUCCAACACGUUUUUGUCCGAGGUUCUUAAGGCCUCCCCAAUGUCCUCCAUGUCCAUCUCUAACGAACCGCGAAUUCAAUUGGCAGGAGAAGGUUUUUGGUGCUCAUGAGGUGCAGGCAGUGAGAGAAAACUACCCAGCGAAUCACGUGAGCCAUCACCGAAAGAAUUUGUGUCUUUCCGCUGACAAUUUGAGAAAAAUAGAAGAUGGAAUCGCCAGUGGACAACUGCAGACUGGGCCUCAGCUAUUCACUAAGGUCUCUGCUGACGGUUUUCCUAACGUCCGGACCCAGAUCUUGGAGGAGCACAAACUGUUGGAUUUGCUGUUCAAAUUAAGAGCUGAGAUGAAUGGGACGAUAGAUUAUGCAGUACCAGAAUACUACUAACAGUACCAGAAUAACUGUACCACUACCAGAAAGAAUAGCACUACUACCAGAACACUACUUUCUUGAGAAUAAACAUGAAAAGUCAUAGUUCACCUCAAGAGGAAGCCCUUUCAUCACGACUGUUUACAUGGAAUGAAUGCGGUAUCCUGUUCGUUUUUCAUGAAAUAGUAGGGCGUGAGCAGGUGCUCCGUAUACAUAACGCGAGUUGACUCAGUUGUGAUGGAAAAGCUCUCGCCAGGAAAUGAAUUUGGAUAAAAGUUGAUAAAACUGAAUUUUUUUGGAUUUACGAAGGAUCUUGAAACUUCAAACUUUCGAAAUUAUGUGGGGGAACAGUUGUCGUCAGGAAAUGAAUUUGAUAAAAGUUGAUAAAACUGAAACUUCUUGGAUCCAAGAAGGGGUUUUAAACUUCAGAUUUUGUGGGUAAACAGUUGUCGCCAGGAAAUGAAUUCGGAUAAAAGUUGAUAUAACUGAAAUUUCUUAGAUUCAAGUUUGAUCGUUCUUGAAUUUUGAGAUUUGAAACAAAUUUGUGAAACUUUAGAGUUUGGGGUAGCAUAGAUUCAAACUCUAGAAGAUUUAAAUCUUACGAGAUUCAAACUCUAGGAGAUUUAAACUCUAGAAGAUUCAAAGUCUAGAAGAUUCAAAGUCUAGAAGAUUCAAAGUCUAGAAGAUUCAAAAUCUAGAAGAUUCAAACUCUAGAAGAUUCAAAGUCUAGAAGAUUCAAACUCUAGAAGAUUGAAACUCUAGAAGAUUCAAACUCUAGAAGAUUCAAACUCUAGAAGAUUCAAACCCCAGAAGAUUCAAACCCCAGAAGAUUCAAACUUUAGAUUUAGAAGACUCAAACUCUCAAAGAUUCCAACAUUCACAAACUUCAUCUUUAUUGGCUGAAUCAAUCAGCACACUCCCAGUAUCAAUUUGUCUACUCUUGAGAAACUACGUACCUAGGGCGUCACAACUAGGACGAUUCUAUGGAUGCGAAUGUGGCAGCUCUAAUACACAGCCGCAAUAUGCCAGAAAACAAGAAUUAUGGGUACUAUCUAGUGGUAGUUGGUUUUCAAGAUGUGGUAUGUAACCGUUGCUGUGCUACUCAUUGCGAAAUAUUAGCUCGGGCAUUUCGUUCCGUUCGCAGUACAUCACUGAAGAGAAGUUGUUGUGACUGAACAGCCUACUUCAUUUUGAUUAUAGUACUCUUGAAAGACCUGCUGUCAUCUGCAUCUAAGAUUCGCUUCCGAAAAUUCUUGGUUCAGCAUUGGGUUACCAGCAGCCUAUAAGCAUGCAUAUCAUGGCAGCACUGGAGGAGGGAGAGAAAAAAUACGAAGUAGAGCUGGCCUGUGUCUCAGCCCUUGAAAGUGGAGCAUUGGAGAUAACGCCAAGACUGUGUAUCGUUCUAUAAGUCUAAAUUGCCUCAGUCUAUUCUUGUUUGGUCGUCUGCUUGUUAUUCUUUUUGGCUCCUCAGUAGCCACUGAAGUCUGCUGGUUUAUCUAGUGGACCAACACCUAACCUAACCUUUGUUGAUGAUGGUGAAUCAGACUGUUAUCAUUACUUCUGCAGCAGGAACCUGGAAUUCAUGGUAUUGGUAUACCUUUGAUGUAAGUACUACUCUAGCUGGAAUUGCAUUUUGUUUGUUGUCUUCCUUGCAAAUUGGCGACUCUUCUCUUAAUGGUAAUGCAGACAAUGCCUUUUCCUUACCCAAGAAAACGAAUCCUCAUCCAAUCUUUACCUCCAGACAGCGAAGGAGCAUCUAGCUCGGAAAAGGGGAAGAAACCACAACCAGAGUCGGGAGUACAGCCAGCAUCACCGGAUGGGUCCAUCCUGUUCAGUCUGCCAGGCGGAGCCAAGUACGAAUUCACGCUUUCAUUAGCGGGAAAGCCCGUGACAAGCGAGGAUAAGAAGAAAGCUCUAGCGAGAAUACGAGAGUUGGAUCUGAAAGUAGUCUUUUUCAGAAUGACUUUCCAGUUUCUUCCUGCAUGAAAAAUGAAUGGAUUCAUAACUACACGUCGUGGUCAUCAUAGAGUCCCGGUACGGGAGCAUCAAUUUGAUCUGUCUUACAUGACGGUUUUGUUCUGUUACGAAGUUGGGACAGUAAUAUACCCUUUGAUUCACUUCCUCCCUCAUUCACCACAGGCAGUAUCCCUUCGCCGCAACCUCGCUGGGCACGGCUUCGACGGGUUCAAAAUCGAGGAUAAUGAGUCUGAAGUUUUCUCGGUAUUCGCUGAAAUACUGUCCUAUGAACCGAAAAAGGCGCAUCCGAAUGAAGAUUAUGUCAUACGAGAAGUAAACGCAGCCUCUGUGCCUCCAGAUGUGGACCUGUGGGAAGAGAGAUGUCUCUUGAAAAUUAAGGCUGUGAAUGUAGACUUCUUCGUUCGUCUUUGCCUUGGAUUUUUGGCAAAGAACCCCAGACUAGCGAGAACGUGGAAAUAGUUACAGAAUGACGCGUGGAAUACCUCUAAAAACCGCUGCCAAAAGGGAUCAACAGGCGCAUUUUCCAGAUCGAUGGAGAGCUACUAUGUCAUGUACUUUCUGAUGUAUGCUCGGAUUCAAAAUUAUACCUGCAAUAGAACUAGUAGGCUAGUAGUGCAGAUUAGCCCUAUGACGAGGACAUUGAAGAAUUUGUCAUCUUCAACUCCUACCUCUUCUCUCCUACGACAGGCAAUCUUCUCUCUACACAACAAUCAAUGCCUCACAGCCACUGAUAUCUUCCUCCUUUCUCCGUCCAGGUACGAAUUUCAGGAGUCGAAUUUGUUUAAGUUCAAGUACCGUUCGGAAGAAGCUUUGGGCCACGGAGAGCACGCUGGAAAACGAGCUUGUACCUUGUGGAGCUCUGUUGGGUCGACGGAAACAGCGGCGAUAUUUAAUCAUGGUAAUGUUUACUUCUUUUAGCACAGCCACAGCUACUCAUCUCGAAAUCUCGAUUCUAGUAGUGUUAUCGGUAGUUUUCGUACUUAGCCUUGGACGUCGACGUCCUUAGAAAUGAAUCCUAUUCUCCCAAAAUUUCCAUCCCAACUAGGUCUCGAAUGUCAUUUUGGACGACAGCAUCAUGAUCCGAAUAAGCCGCAGACGCCAGUACCUCCGCGAUUGUUGUUGCAGGUCUACAAAAAAGACUUCUGGGAAAGACACAUCUUUCUUUAUGGCAAGGGAUGCUUUUCUCUAGCGUGUAAUCGAGAGUAGUUCGUAAAAAUUUUUUCUAGUUGUAAUCUGCAGCCCGGUAGUCUUCCCUUCGUCCGGCGAACACCUGCAAGUACCAGUACUAUAAUUCUUCAAAAAAUCUUCCUCGACAAUCCAGUAAAAAUAGUAAAGUCCCUACAUUUUUUUCGCUCCCGAAAAGGGUUCACAUGAUGAUCUAUUGAUUCUUGAAAAACGAGUUUCUUGAGUGCUCGUCAAGUCUUUCCCUUCAUGCUUUCGGCUACAGCUAUGUGGACAUCCCGAACGAGGCGGGCGAGUACGACGUGAGUGCGCGAAUGUGGGCGCCCUGUGGCACGAUUCGCGAGCAGCUGUUAAGACCUUGUUUGAUCUUUAUAUACCCUUACGUUCUUCACAUCAGUGGCAUUAGCAUGAUGGAACUCAUCUACAUGAUCCCGUUCAUAAGUAUUUGAAGGGAACCGAACAAAAACUUCUUUUGUUAGAAGGUACUUCUAGCUUAACCUCAAAUACUACGCAGACACACGUAGUUCUUGCGUGACACAUCAACGGAUUCAUAUGGACGUCACCGUACAGCCUAGUGAGCUCUAAAAUCUACCAACAAGUACUGUGGCGCUGCCCCAACAUUGCUGUCACCGCAGUAUAUUGCAGGCACCGACUGCGAAGGAGAGAAUCCGCGAAAUAGGAGUUGCCUAAAGACGCUGACGAUGGACGGGAAUGUGAGGAUACUCUUAUGGGAAUGUGAGGACACUCUUCAUUCAAGAUGUAUCUGCUCAUAAUUGUCUUCAUUCUUCUAAUUCCGUUGAGUGUCGUUCGGCAAGUGCCACCUCGUGAGAGUCGUUUUAUGGCGCGACGUAGGGCUUCGCCAUAUGGACCGGGUCGGCGAAGUGAGGGCGCGCCAAGCAGGUCCAGUGGGGCCAGAAGACGGACGCGACCUGGCGCCGACGCGGCUGCGGCGGGAUGAAGACUAGUCUGGGAGCUAUCGAUGUUUGUUAUAUUAGACAGAUGUACUACUUCUACUGGGUUCAAAAAUUGAUAAAGCAAUGUUGAUUCUGAGUUCCGUCCACCGUGAAAAUCCACCUUUUUCAAUGAUUCCUUGUUGUAUACUACCAAAACGAGCGAAGUUGUACAAUGAAUUAUUCAAAAAUAAGAAUAUUAGCUCAAUGAGAAGCUACGAUAACUGAAUGAUGCAUGUGGU
Amoebophrya sp. A25 is the source of this 5721-nucleotide messenger RNA. The record is from the annotation of a GenBank genome assembly. NCBI's taxonomy places the organism in Eukaryota, Dinophyceae, Syndiniales, Amoebophryaceae.